UCUCUCUCUCUCUCUCUCUCUCUCUCUCUCUCUCUCUCGUCAAAUUUGAUGAUGUGUCGUGUGAGUUCCCUUCUCGUGCGCGUCGUUUCGGGUUCAGUCUAAUUCUCGAAAGGAAAUAAGAGGGAUUCCGUUUGUUAUCUGCGCUUUCGUGUCUGUGCUUGUUUAGAAGUGGAGGUUGAUUUAGCACGGGGCCGUACCCAUCAAUAUGUAUAUCUGUCUACAUAAGUUUGGAUUUUGCUUGGGGAUUUCGACGAUUCGAGUGUUUCAGCUCUUGAUGUAUUGAGCAUGUUUUUUUAUUAGUUUAGGGGAAGAGUUAAGUGUGUCCCCUGUCGAACUCUUGGUAUUAAGCCGGAGCUUUUGAUACUUGAGUUGCUGAAACAAAGUGUGAUUUUCGGGUAUCAACUAUCCAUUACGGAAUUUAUUAUAGUGUUAGCACGGAGAGAGCAUGUAAUGGAUUCUUUUGUGUAUAUUUACUUGUUGCCUCGUUUUAAGAUGAUCUCUCUAUCUCUCGCUUUGAAGGAAUUAUUCCUAAGAGUUUGUGAUGGAGCCUGUGGAUUUGAAGAAGUGCAGUAAAGUGGAGGUGAUAGUGGAGGGGUGAAAGAGACACACGGGUUGUUUUUGUAGUCUCCAAUCUCCAUAUGAAAGUCCAAUUUCUUAAGAUAAGAUGCUGAUGCUCUGGUGCUUAUGCUUUAAGCGGCCAAUGUUCCUCCUAGUUUGCUGUUUACAUUUGCCUUGUGUUUUGAGUCUUAACACCUGAAUUUAUAUGAAUCCACAUUGUGUAGAUUUUUGGCCAGUUCUUGUUAUCUGAAGGCUUUAUUGAAAUCCACACUCCGAAACUGAUAGCUGGAUCCAGUGAAGGAGGUUCUGCUAUGUUUAAACUGGACUAUAAAGGGUGCCCUGCAUGCCUGGUGUAGUCACCUCAGCUUCAUAAUCAAAUGGCCAUUUGUGGUGACUUUGGGUGUGUUUUUGAGAUUGGCCCUGUUUUUAGGGCAGAAGACUCCUUCACACAUAGGCAUUUGUGUGAAUUUACUGGCCUUGAUGUUGAAAUGGAGAUUAAGAAGCACUAUUGUGAGGUAAUGGACAUUGUGGACAAGUUGUUCGUUACAAUGUUCGACUCAUUGAAUGCGAGUUGCAAGAAAGAACUUGAAGCUAUUGGAAGACAAUACACCUUUGAACCUUUAAAGUACUUGAGAAAGACCUUGUGGCUUACUUUUCAAGAAGAUGUUCAAAUGCUCAAGAGGAACCACAAGAAAGUGAUAUUUACAACUAUAUGCUUGUUGACACCUAAUUUUUAA
This is a messenger RNA of Syzygium oleosum, 1295 nucleotides long. RefSeq names its product aspartate--tRNA ligase 2, cytoplasmic-like. Gene Ontology annotation, molecular function: aspartate-tRNA ligase activity; RNA binding; ATP binding. The transcript is spliced from 4 exons. NCBI's taxonomy places the organism in Eukaryota, Viridiplantae, Streptophyta, Magnoliopsida, Myrtales, Myrtaceae. Gene Ontology annotation, cellular component: cytoplasm; aminoacyl-tRNA synthetase multienzyme complex; cytosol. The record is from RefSeq and is a predicted model, not a curated record. The coding region runs from base 936 to 1295 and encodes 119 amino acids. Gene Ontology annotation, biological process: aspartyl-tRNA aminoacylation.